AUGCCUUCAAAGACACAGCAACCAUCUCAGACCACUGGAAAAUCUUUAGUCAAGGAUUCAGUUGACAAAAUGUUUCAAAUAGCUAGUAGAGAAGAAGUUGAUCAGAAGAUUGCAAGAUGCAUCUACGGCAAUGGCAUUGCUUUCAAUGUUGUGAGGUCACCAUUAUGGGCAGAUAUGGUCUCUUCUAUUCUCAAUGCACCAAAAGGGUACAAAUCCCCCAACUAUGAGAAAGUUAGGACUGCUCUUUUGGACAAAGAACAUAAAAAGGUGCAACAAUCUCUCACUCCCUUGAUGCAGGAUUGGAGCACCAUGGGGUCUCUAUUAUUUCUGAUGACUGGGGCUAAUAUUGCUGAAUUGCUCUUGAAGGCCAUUGAUUAUGUUGGCCUUUCUAAUGUGGUCCAAGUUAUGACAGAUAAUGCUUCCAAUUGCAAGGCUGCAGGUGCGAUAAUUCAGCGGAAGCAUGCCCAUAUUUUUUGGUCUGGUUGUAUGGCUCGUACGUUAAAUCUGUUGAUGAAGGAUAUAGCUAAAAGUGAGGAUUCAUUGCUGUCCUUUGUUGAUGAGUCUUACAAAAAAGGCAAGGCAAUUGUUAAAUACAUCAAAAAUCACUCCUCUCGUCAGUACUUGUUCAAGACCUUUUCAGCAUUGGAGCUUCUCAAAGCAAAAAAAACCAGGUUUGGCCAUAAUUUUAUUGUAUUGCAAAGACUUGUUAAAGAGAGACCAUCAUUAAUGUCUAUGACUCUAAGCAAGCAAUGGGAUAACUUGAGGAGGAGUUCAUCCUCACAAGAGCAACAUGACAUUGUCCUAAAAACAAUUAUGGAUGAUGACUUUUGGAAAAAAUCAAAACAAGUCCUCAAGUUUACAAAGAAUAUAUAUAAGAUGCUUCGUUUUUCUAAUUCUGAUAAAGCAGUUAUUGGGGAGGUUUAUGAGCAAAUGGAUACAAUGUUAGGAAAUAUCAAAGACUCUCUUUCUGAUGAUCUUACAAUCUAUGAUUUGGUUCAACAAUAUGUGGUGGCAAGAUGGGAUAAAAUGAAUAUUCCUCUACAUUGCCUUGCAUAUGUCCUUGUUCCUAAGUACUACACAAAUUCUUGGCUUUCACAGCCAGCUCCUGGUGGUGUGAGUAGGAAGAAGCCUCAAUGUGAUAAAGAGGUGCAAACAGGAUAUCUUCAAGCAAUUGAAACAAUUGUUGUUGACCAAAAUGAAGCUUCUUUGAUACGCCAUCAAAUUAGCGAUUUUGUGAGUAACAAAGGUGUUUUUGCACAACCCCAAGCUAUGAAAGAUAGAGCAACCAUGACUGCAUUAUCAUGGUGGCAUAUGUAUGGUGGGGCUGCUCCUGAAUUGUUCUCAUUGGCAAUAAAAGUUUUGUCUCAAAGUGUAAACACUUCUUGUGCUGAGAGAUGUUGGAGUACCUAUUCCUACAUUCACAAUGUGAAAAGGAACAAGUUGAAUGUGGAUCGUGCUGAAAAAUUAGUUUUUGUGCACUACAAUCAUAGGUUGUUGACAAAAUAUAGGAAUGAUUAUGAGGACUUUAAUAAUUGGGAUGCCUAUCCAGAAGAUGCCAACAUAGAGGAGGAUUUCACUACAAUAGAACAAAGGGAUAAUGUGUCUCUCUUAGAUAGUGAAGAGGAUGCUGAAAACAACUUUGAUGAUGUUGGUGUUCCAAGCCUAGCUUUAACUGUUACUGCCUCUCUAUCUUGCCCACCUCCAACUCCAACUAUUCAAGAGUCUUCUUCAAUAGAGAAGAUAGAGAGAGCACUGAGGAGGCUUGAAAAGGCAAGGGGUAAAAAGCAAAAGAAAUGA
Molecule: messenger RNA, 1797 nt
Organism: Camellia sinensis
Lineage: Eukaryota; Viridiplantae; Streptophyta; Magnoliopsida; Ericales; Theaceae
Molecular function (GO): protein dimerization activity
Source: RefSeq, a predicted model, not a curated record